This is a messenger RNA of Stegostoma tigrinum, 1262 nucleotides long. Its product is annotated as probable G-protein coupled receptor 139. The transcript has 2 exons. The record is from RefSeq and is a predicted model, not a curated record. Gene Ontology annotation, biological process: G protein-coupled receptor signaling pathway. Gene Ontology annotation, cellular component: membrane. Lineage: Eukaryota; Metazoa; Chordata; Chondrichthyes; Orectolobiformes; Stegostomatidae. Gene Ontology annotation, molecular function: G protein-coupled receptor activity. Bases 47 to 1015 code for a protein of 322 amino acids.
CUUGUCAGCUGCCUGAAGGGAGAGAUCGGCUUACAGGGAAACAGAAAUGCACCGACCAAUUCAACAAGUGGAGAGGGUGUUCUACACCGUUCUUGCUUUUAUUGGCAUCCCUGUUAAUUUAUUGGCGAUUGUUAUUCUUUCUCAUGGCAAGUGUGGUGUAUCCCCUUGCACUACACGCUACCUGGUGCUUAUGGCAGCUGCAGAUCUGAUGGUCAUCAUCACUGAAGUUAUACUGUGGAGAUUUCCUUAUUAUUAUUUCCAACCAUCUUUCUUGGACAUUACUAUUGUGUGCAGUCUUACUGGAGUCCUGUGCCGUACAGCCAGGGACUGCUCUGUCUGGUUCACCGUCACUUUCACCUUUGAUCGAUUUGUGACCAUUUGUUGUCAGAAGCUGAAAACAAAAUAUUGUACUGAGAAAACUGCAACUGUGGUUCUAGCAAUAACCUGCGCCCUGUUCUGUUUGAAAAGCAUUCCCUUCUAUUUUCAAUAUGAGCCUCACGAGAUAAUCAACAAUGUGCCGUUCUACUGUAAAUCAAAGUCAAGUUACUUUACUGAGAUUUGGUGGGUGGUAUUAGAAUGGCUUGACACAGCAUUGACACCUUUACUGCCUUUCGCUCUAAUUCUGUCCCUCAAUGCUCUGACAGUCAGACACAUUUUAGUGACCAGUCAAGUCCGGAAGAGGCUGCAGGGUGAGAGAAAGGGAUACAAGCACAAAGACGCAGAGAUGGAGAGCAGAAGGAAGUCUGUGAUUUUGCUCUUCGUCAUCUCUGGGAGCUUCAUUCUUCUGUGGUCUAUCCUUAUGGUUUAUUUCAUGUAUUAUGUCAUUCAAGAAAUCAAACCUGUCGAUUUGCCACCUUUUCUGUAUAAUUUUGGUAGAACGGGUUAUAUGUUGCAAAUCCUAAAUUGUUGCACAAACACAUUUAUUUAUGCAGCAACAUUGUCCAGGUUCAGAGCGAAGAUCAGUAAUGCAGUAAAAUAUCUAGUUACACAAAUUCCUUGUUCUAUGAAGAAAUAAAAGAACUCAGUGAUACGCACAGGAGGGUCCCGUUUUCCCUUGGAUGUAUUUUUUUAAACUCAUGACACGUGGGCGUCUAUUUAUGGAUCAGGCGUUUAUUACACAUCUGUAGUUGCCCCUUGACGAGGUGGUGGUGAGCUGCCGUCAUGAACUGCUGCAGUCCAUGUUAGGCAAUGAAUUCUAGGAUUUUGUCAGAGCGAUGUUGAAGUAAUGGUGAUAUAUGUCCAAGCCUGGAUGGGGAAUGGCU